Molecule: messenger RNA, 1645 nt
Organism: Gadus morhua (Atlantic cod)
Lineage: Eukaryota; Metazoa; Chordata; Actinopteri; Gadiformes; Gadidae
Gene: exosc9
Product: exosome component 9
Exons: 11
Coding region: 310-1518 (402 amino acids)
Biological process (GO): nuclear polyadenylation-dependent rRNA catabolic process; rRNA catabolic process; nuclear-transcribed mRNA catabolic process, deadenylation-dependent decay
Cellular component (GO): cytoplasmic exosome (RNase complex); nuclear exosome (RNase complex)
Molecular function (GO): mRNA 3'-UTR AU-rich region binding
Source: RefSeq, a predicted model, not a curated record
UUGUCCGGCUGCUAACAAAUAACUACUCCGUACAUAGUGAGAUAUCUGUUUUUAAAGUGUUAAUAAUAACAUUUGAUACAACAUACUGUUAUAUAUAAGCGUUUUAAAUUGUGUCAGCAAAUUUUGUUUUGUCAUGGCCAUGAGGCUGUUUAAUGUUCUUCCGGGUGAAGUUGGCACAACAUUGACUGUGGCGUCGACACAUGUUGGCAGAACGAGUAUAACCUAUCAAUAAACGCUUUCAAACCCCUACCAGGGACUUGUGAAUGCUCCAACUCCUGAAUAUAUACCCAUAGCUCCCUAUUUUACACAAUGAGAGACACACCGUUAUCUAACUGUGAGCGGGAUUUCCUGCUCAAAGCUAUUGAGGAGAAAAAGCGUUUGGAUGGAAGGCAGACGUACGACUACAGAAAAAUCAAGAUAACAUUUGGAACUGACUAUGGGUGCUGCUUUGUGGACUUGGGGAAGACGAGAGUCAUGGCCCAGGUGUCGUGUGAACUCGUGACCCCGAAGGAGAGCAGGCCAAACGAGGGCAUCAUGUUCUUUAACUUAGAACUGUCCCCGAUGGCCUCGCCAGCGUUUGAACUGGGCAGGUCAUCUGAGCUCUUAGUGAAGCUGAACAGACAGUUGGAGAGAUGCCUUAGGAACUCCAGAUGCAUCGACACUGAGUCCCUUUGUGUGGUGUCUGGAGAAAAGGUUUGGCAGAUCAGAGUGGACGUUCACAUGCUGAACCACGACGGCAACCUGAUGGAUGCCACCAGUAUAGCCGCCAUCGCUGCCCUCUCCCACUUCAAACGGCCUGAUGUUGGCAUCCAGGGGGACGUAGUGACAGUGUAUAGUGCCCAAGAGAGGGAUCCGAUCGCGCUCAGCAUUUACCACAUGCCCAUCUGCGUCAGCUUCUCAUUCUUCCAGCAGGGGACCUACCUGCUGGUUGACCCGUGCGAGCGCGAGGAGCGGGUUAUGGACGGCCUGCUGAUGAUCGCCAUGAACAAACACCGAGAGAUCUGCUCCAUCCAGUCCAGUGGCGGCAUCAUGCUGCUCAAGGAACAGGUUCUGCGAUGCAGCAAGAUCGCCAGCGUCAAAGUGUCAGAGAUCACAGACCUGAUCGCGAAGGCCUUGGAGAACGACAAGAAAGCCAGGAAGGAGGGUCGUAAAUGUGGCUUUGCGGAGUCUAUGCCCCAGGAGCGAAUCACGGCUCUGAAAAACUUAGAGACCACGGUGGAAAUGACAGACCUCACCAAACAGGCCAGCGACAUUGUGGAGGGUGUAGAGACACCGGCAGAGAUGGCGCUUUCCCCUGUCGUGCCCGCCCCAGGCGUUGGCCAGGUCGGUGCAGGCCUUCAGAAUGCUUGGGGGCUUGAAGAUGAGGAAGAUGAGGAAGAGGAGGUAGACGGGGACGAACCAGAAGUGACCAUUGUGGCAGAGAAGAGAGGCAACAAGAAAAAAGGAGAAAGACCUGUGGUGAUCAUAUCGGACAGUGAGGAGGAGGAAGUGGUUAUUCUGAAUCCAGAGUCGUCUUAAGUCACAGCUGCCGAGUGAGGCACCCAGUAACAAUCCUACUCACAGUGUGAGUCACUUAUCACCGUCAAAUAUCCAGUUCAUUAUCUUUUUUUCACAACUUUGUUGCUAAUAAAAACAUCUGAAUGAA